Messenger RNA from Thalassophryne amazonica, 4487 nucleotides. RefSeq names its product microtubule-associated tumor suppressor 1-like. Gene Ontology annotation, molecular function: microtubule binding. The transcript has 13 exons. The record is from RefSeq and is a predicted model, not a curated record. NCBI's taxonomy places the organism in Eukaryota, Metazoa, Chordata, Actinopteri, Batrachoidiformes, Batrachoididae. Gene Ontology annotation, cellular component: nucleus; cytoplasm.
AUGACGACAGAAAACCAAGCUAAUAUCUCAGUUCCUAUGUCACACAAAAGCCUGCAGCUGUCAUUCUCCUCUCAACGUCAUUGCAGCAACUACUCGCCAUCCCCGUCAGCUGGUUCCCACGGUAGCCCUUGCACCGCGAGUGGCAUAGACAUCAGCUGCCCCACUGAUAAUGACGUCCUGGCAAGUGCUCCUGUGGAUAACUCGUAUAGCACCAGUUUACCAUGCAGUAAUGCAUUCUGUGGCAUGAGCAUGAAGUGGAAUGGAACCAUUAUUCCUGCUCCUGUUAAUGACAGUAUGAGUUCCAUCAGUGAAAGUUUGAGUCCGAUGUGCAACCAAGAAACUAGUUCAGACAACAGCUUGAAUCCUUGUACUAGUGCACAAUCCAGCAGUGAAUGUGCAGGGAUGUUCCCAGAUUGUCCCAGGAGGAACAGCCAACACACAGGAUCCUCUGAGAGUGACUGCUGCUUCUUGAGUUCUGGAGAAAUGAUACUAAGAAGCGACAGUUUUUGUCUGGAAGAUCAGUCAGUUCUUGUAAUCUCCUCUCUUGAGGAGUCACCAAUCUCCUCAGAUGUGGGUCAUCCAGCAUUAACCUCUAAUUCUAACUUGCCAAGUUCUCUGUGUGAUAUUUACAGCAGGUUUCAGGAGCAAAACCCAGUAGAGAGAGUCAUGGGUUGUAGCACAGGCCAUCCAUGCCUCGGCGUUACUUUCACUCAGGCAUUUAACUGGGAGCAUUCCACUGCGGAAAAUGAUACACGGACAUCCAAAUCUCUUGUGGCUCUGCCAAGUAAGAAUGAAGGUGGCCUUUUCACUACCUUUGUGUGUGACCCUUUCACAGAUUGUGAAAAAGAGGCUCAGUCUGCUAAUCCUGAAGCAAAAUUUUGUAAUUCCAUUGAAGCAUUUACACCACAGCAAGGCAAGACCAGUGUGUCCACUUCCACAGCAAUGGAGAAAAAUGUUAAGGAUAUUCAUACUUCCAUCCCAGUACAGUAUCCUAUACAGAAGAAUAUGGAUGAUGGCACCGGUCAACCAGGCAACUGCAAUGCUUCCAGUCAGCCAUCCAACUUGCAGCAUCCUACUGAGGAUAAUUCUAUGUCAACAUCUAACUCUCUUGUACCCCAGCUAAGUGAAAACGACAGAGGUCUAUUUACCACAUUUGUAUGUGACACAUCCAUAGAGUGUGAAAAAGAGACUCAAACUGCUUGUGCUAAAGACUUGUCAAAAUUCAAUGGAGUAUGUACACCACAACCCAAGAGUAGUAUGUCCACUCCCUCUGCGAUGCAGAAGCCUGUUAAGGAUUUCAAUACUUCCACCCCAGUAGAAAACAGUGGGAAGAAGAUACUCAACUUGCCAUCCUUCUCAGAAUCUCCCUGCAGUGGAAAUGUGCCCUGCAGAGAUCUGCAUCCCAUUGAACAACUCUCUUUAACGCCCAAAAAAUUGUGCAGAAGCAUCAGAAAAAUGGAGAUUAAGAGGUUUCCUAAGUCAGACUUCAGUAACGUAAAGCCUAAGGUCGUAACGAGAACUUUACAUCAAGUUGACACUCAUAGGAACAGCACUGAACCUUGUCAAAGACGAUCAGUGAAUACUCCUGCAAAAGUGACAAGUAAUACUGCUGUUGCAUCUGUGACCACAAAGAUGCACAAAGUUUACAGUGGUCAGAAACCACUGAAAGCAGGAGAUGCUUGCGCAGUUGUACAAUCAUAUCAGUCAUCUGCUGCUCAGAAUCCAGUUAGUCCUCUUACUAAGGAUGAGCAGCACCAGAAUAGAACAUUUCUGUCCCAUCAUGUUUCUGCUGCAGGUGAACAUGUUUCAGCUGUCCAGAACAGUCAUGCCAGCCCUAAAAUGGAGUGUACAGCCGCGUCACAGCAUGAUGCCAACCGGACUUUCGACUUCUCAACAGAAUGUCCCCCUGAUAUGAAUGACCAAGUACAAUCCAAACCUGUGCCACAAAAAGGCAUGGCUAAUAAUACUGGGAUUCAGCUAGGCCUGACUUCAAAUAACAACAAGCCUGCUCUCCACAAGUCACAACCUCGUUGCUCAUCAAAGAGUUCGUUAUGGAGAAUAUCCAAGGAGAAGAGAACUAACUCUGUCUUAACAUGCACCAGUCAUAAGGUUGACACGGACAAGGGCCAGAACAGCACUGGGAACUCGAGCUGCAUUUCUCGCAAUAGACGGGGCAUUCAGCCCGAAGCUACUAUUGGACCUCCUAUGAAAUCUGCUGGAGAUGUCAGUAAGACCGCCUUACUGGCAGACACCUGCAAAACAAAAACAAUGGGAACUACAGUUGGUGGGAAUAAGGACAGAGUUGAAGUUAUGCAUUCUCCAAGACGAAUGAAAACGUCCAAAAUUCCAAUUCCCAGUCCCAGAACAGCAACAUUAUCAACCAGACAGAGCUCAGGAACUGAGAAAGAUGAUUCUAGACCCUCUAGAGUCUUUGGUACACCACAGCACAGGCAGAAGACUUGUACAGCGAGCCAGAGGAUGCAGGAUACAGAUGUGCUAUCCCUUGGACCCUUGAAUUCUACAAGUAAGUUGCAACUAAAGAGAUCUCGACUUCCACAGACUCCGGUUUGUCCCGCUCCUAUGGGGUCUCCAGCCACUUUUGCUUCUAGACUGGCAGGCAGUACUCCGAGGCCUUCUAGGAAUCUUCCUGAGGCCAGUGCUGGAACUACACAUGAGGCAACUAGCGAGCAUGAUUGCAGGUUAGCCACGCUGCAGCAACAAGCUAUGCGGCUAGAGGAGGCUAACAACACUUUGCUAGAGAAAGUGGUCGACUUAGAAGCCCGUUCCAGGCGUCAAAACAUCAAAUUUGUGAAUCUGCCGGAGAGUGUGGAGUCUGGGAGGCCAGCUGAUUUUGUGUCCGACCUGCUGCCCACUCUGUUUGGGCGUGACCACUUUCCACGACCUGUUGAAGUGGACAGAGCGCACAGACCCAAUGCAACAGUCAUGGAGGGAGGCAUGAUGAUGGUCAAUGUUGUCUCAAUGCUUGAUGCGUGUUGUUUUACAGCUGACAAGAACAGACUAAAGGGCAACUCCCACCAGCAUCGCAUUGAACAACCAUCCCAACCAAAUGAGAAGAAGGGACCUCCAGAUGGGGUGCUUGCCACACACUGUGAAAAGACAGAGCAGAGGCUCCAGCAGCUGAGGGAAGUUUUGGCAAUCAAUAAUUCCAGAUUUGAAGCCAUCAUCAUUGUUUUGCAUCACAUCCUGAAACAGCAUGAUGAAGCAACAAGGCAGUGCAGAGAGCUGUCCCAAGAGCUGGUCAACCUGCAAGGAGAACUUGUUUCUGCUGUCCGUUCAUCUGAAUGUCUGGAGAAGGAGAAGGAGGAACUGCAUGCUGCUGAGCGGGGUGCACAACAGAAACUGCAGGAGCAGCAUCAUAAGGAUCUGGCCGAGCUGGAGCAGAGACUGCAUGCCUUUUACCAAGCUGAAUGGGACAAGAUCCACCUCACUUUACAGGAGGAGACCAACAAGUGCAAGACACUCAUGGAACAGCAGGUUGGUCAUUUUACCCCUCUUCUGGGCCAUCAUGAAGCUAUGAAGCGGAACCUGGAGAAUAAACACUAGGAACAGCUGCAGUGUGUUAAACAGCAGUAUGAAAAAUUCCACUUGAAGCUCAUAAAAGUCCACAAUCUGGAGCUGCAGUCUUUAAACACAACUUUGAAAGAAGCAGAAGAAGCUCUGACGGGACAGAUCCAAGAGCUGACUUUAGAAAACAAUGCCCUAAUUGAGAAGCUAGCUGCAGAGGAGAACAAGAGGAAAGAGAUGGAAGAUCCCUCCCAAAAGGACACCCACACCCUUUAUCUGAAAAAGGAACUGGAAAGCCUCAAGGUGGUUCUAGACAUCAAAAACGAACAACUGCACCAACAGGAAAAGAAGCUGAUGGAGAUAGAUACACUGACAGAGAAAAACUUGAAGUUGCAACGAAAUCCUUGCCAAGAUCCAACAAGAAACGAGGACCUAAAGGCCCGCAUGCAGAGACAUGCUGCACUGUCAAGACAGCUGUCCACAGAGCAGGUGAUGCUGCAUGAGUGCCUUCAGAAAGAGUCCAAGGUGAACAAACGUUUGUCCAUGGAGAAUGAGGAGCUGCUGUGGAAACUCCAUAAUGGGGACCCAGGUAGUCCUCACAAGGUGUCCCCCAGUUCCCCCUCCUUCAGCCUCCAAUCGCCUCACAGCUCCGCCUUCUCUUCCAGCCCGGCAGUCUCACCCAGAUAAUGACAGCCCCCUGCUUCCAGGAAGCAGCCCCUCUUGUUUGGAAUCGAGCCAUGUUUUAGUUUUUUGUUUUGUCUUUUACGUCAUUCAGGAUGAUCUGACACUUGUGCAAAUUGUGCACAAACUGUCACACACAUAGUUGCACUUAAGAAGCGAGGCCACUGUUAUUUGCCUUUCACACCUGAUUCUGUGGAUGGAGAUAAAGGCAAACUCAGGUCCUCCAUGUUGUUUUUGUCACUUGUGGCUGUUCAGUUAUUAAUAAAGUGUAUUGAACCUGG